This is a messenger RNA of Folsomia candida, 969 nucleotides long. RefSeq lists its product as uncharacterized. Bases 228 to 884 code for a protein of 218 amino acids. The record is from RefSeq and is a predicted model, not a curated record. NCBI's taxonomy places the organism in Eukaryota, Metazoa, Arthropoda, Collembola, Entomobryomorpha, Isotomidae. The transcript is spliced from 5 exons.
AUGAAUGUAUGAAUGUAUACAUACCUACUUGCAUGUGUUGUGGUGAUAUGCAUAUAGGCAUUGUUCGACUUUUAAGAUGCAACAAUGUGUCAUUAAUAUGCUUUUAUGGUUUUACAUGCAUACGUACGAUAUAAAAUUCAGCAAUUUCAGAAUAUCCAUUCCAACUUAUUUUUUGCUGUAUCCUAUUUUAGCUACUGGAGAAUACCACACGGUCCUUAAUUAUCGAAAUGACGCGUGGAUUUUUAUCAUCACCGAGGAGAGUGCUUUCAGUUUUGGCACUGGUAUCUGUUACGGUCUAUUCCACUCACGCUAGCAAAGAUGUCGAGGAUAAACCAGCAGAAAACGAUACUUCUGUCAUCGAUGUCCAAUUUGUGAUCAGUGCGAGAGAGUUGCCAACCAAGAAAGGCAUUCUGGGUCAAACAAACAGGCCGGACUCGUACGUUGAGCUUGAAUACUUUGAGAAAAUGACGGGAGGAGAAAGCAAAGUGUACUUGACAUCAACGGUACCUUCAACUGCAAACCCUGAAUGGCCGGACAUUGUUCAUGUCAAAUUUCACAAUGGCCAGGGACAGCGGAUAAAAUUUGCUGUAAUGGAAGGGAGUUCGGACAAGGAAAUUUCUCACUGUUCUGUCAGUCUGAAGAGCAUAGUGAAUGGGACGGACAACGCGUUAGAGGUGGAGUUGGUGGGACCGAGUCAGAAGAAUGGUCGCCUCAUCAUCAACACGCUUAUCAACAAGACGCCCAACGACGCAACGGUCGAACGACUAGCCAGCACCUCCAAGGCCAAGGACAUCGUCAUAGACCUCGAAAAAAAUCCAAAGGACACGCGGAAAAGCAAGAAGAACAAGAAGAACAAAAAGGCCGCAGAAGACGACGAGGAUUGAAAAGUUACGUAGUUUAAAAAAACAUAGUUAGUCAUGAUUAAUAUAUUUUUAUGAAUGGAAUAAAACAUGGAGCAGUUGUAUAUAA